Arabidopsis thaliana (thale cress) is the source of this 2968-nucleotide messenger RNA. RefSeq names its product arginine-glutamic acid dipeptide repeat protein. The record is from RefSeq and is marked reviewed. The coding region runs from base 358 to 2775 and encodes 805 amino acids. The transcript has 3 exons. NCBI's taxonomy places the organism in Eukaryota, Viridiplantae, Streptophyta, Magnoliopsida, Brassicales, Brassicaceae. Gene Ontology annotation, cellular component: nucleus.
UGUGUGAGUUUUACGAGAGCAGAGGUAAAUCUGAAAGCUCUUUCCUUUCGACCACGUCUUCCUCUUCUUCCUCCUCUUCGUCUCCGUCUUUUAACGCGACUUGUCUUUCUUUUUUCUUUCUUUCUUUUUAUAUAAUAUUGCUUUAUAAGUUGUAAUUUGUUUUGCGCUAUCGGUCUCGGCGUUUCUUCUUCUUCUUCUUGUUGUUCGUAUCGUUACCUCUUCCUUCACACGCGAAGUUGACAUCUAGAUUCAAUACAUAGAUUGGCUCUGCUUUUUGAUUUUAUUGCUCCACGUUGAAUGUUCCGACUUCUUCUUUCUUCUUCUUCUGUGGAGAUUUCUUGGUGGUGACUUACUCAGAUGGAGCCUAUUCAUUCAGAUGACAUGGAGGAAGCUUUUGUCGAUGAAUCCUCUAUGCUAUUGAAUUCCCCUUAUCUUAAUGGUAUUCACGGAGACCCUGAUGUACUUCCUCGCGUUGGAGAUCAGUACCAGGCUGAUCUACCUGUGCUACUCACUGAGUCUGAUCGUCUAAAGCUCAUUACUUGCUUUCAUUCAGAGCCUCCCCUGCAGAAACUCCUUACUUUUGGCUUGCCUAUCCCUCUUAUGUGGACAAGAAGUGAGAAAUUCAGAGGUUUCCGUGAAGCCGAUAUUGAUAAAGCCAGUCCACCAGUCGAUGAUCAAUCCUUGCAGAAUGCUGCUUGCAUGAAACCGAGGAGUAUUGUGCUUGCAUUGCCUUGCCAAAAAAACGCCAAGUUCAAGUUUGACUGGCUCGAUAAGACCCUCUAUCCAUUCCCUGGGACUUUGGGUCAACCUUGGGAAGAUGCUGAGCAAGAGAGGUUUCUUCUUGGCCUCUACUGUCUUGGCAAAAACCUUGUCUUGGUGCAGAGAUUUGUUGGGAGCAAGCACAUGGGAGAUAUGCUCUCUUACUAUUACGGCAGCUUUUACAGGUCUACUGAAUACCGGAGAUGGGUAGAUGGACGCAAGUCCAGAAGCAGACGGUCUGUUCAAGGCCAGAAAUUAUUAUCAGGCUGGAGGCAACAAGAGUUGCUCUCUCGGAUCUCGUCUCAUGUAUCCGAGGAAUGCAAGAUUACGUUGCUUAAGGUAUCUAAAGCAUUUAGGGAAGAUAAGAUUGCACUGGAGGAUUACGUCUUCACUUUAAAGAAUACUGUAGGCAUUGAUAUGCUUACACAAGUUAUUGGUAUAGGUAAAGGGAAAAGAGAUCUGACCAACUGCGCGUUAGAGCCAACCAAGUUGAAUCAUGGAGCCUCUGGUAACUCUCAAGUACGAAUACGCAAUGAUCUUCCGAUUGCGGAUAUAGUCAAAUUCCUAACAGGAGAAUAUAGGAUGAGCAAAACACGGUCCAGUGACCUCUUCUGGGAAGCUGUUUGGCCACGUUUGCUGGCAAGAGGGUGGCACUCUGAGCAGCCGAAAGAUGGUCCAAAGAAUUCUCUGGUUUUUCUCGUUCCGGAAGCCAAUAAGUUUUCCAGGAGGAAGAUGUCAAAGGGGAAUCACUACUUUGACUCUCUCACUGAUGUCUUGAACAAAGUUGCUUUAGAUCCCACUCUUCUUGAGCUUGAUGAGGAUCUAGAGAGGAAGGGGAGCAAAGAAGAGGUUAUCAAGAAUGACCCUCCCACAAAUUUAGAGGAGUUUGAUGAUUCUUCACCAAACAGCAAGAAGAAGAAAAAGUACCUACAGCCACGCAGCAAAACAAGAAAAAUUCAGGAGGUCAUGUUGUUUACAAUUAUCGAUACCAGUGAGACGAAUAGUAUAGAAGGAUGUACAUUGAAAGAGCUCAGAUCUCUGCCUGUUGGGACCGGCAGUUCAAUAGCUAACUCCUCAAGUUACUUGAGUGAAUCUGAAGAUAACAUGUCAGAAGAAUCUGAAAACAAGGCAGAGACGACAGCUAAAUCAAUGGCUUCGAGAGUGUGUGGUGGGGGCAGCAUUAGUUCUGGUAAGAGCAGCUCUGUAAACAUGGACAAUGCCACGAGUCCAAGCACCAUUUCUCUCAAUGAGAGACAGCAGAAGAACCGGAAAGGCGGGAGACCAAGAAAUCCAAAAUUGUUACCUGUCUGCACCAAAAGGAGUAGUUUGGCAGAUUGUACCUUGCGAGAAGCAGGUUGUUUUGGUGAAACCCAGUCCAGGAAGAAGAAACCAUUGAAGAAAGGGAAACAUAUGAGACCAAACCCAUUAAAAGCUGAUCUAAAUGUAGUAUUGACGAGAGAGGAGCGCAUCAACGAAGAUAAAACUCUGAAACUGUCCUCAACCAGUUCCUUUGCAAGAGAUAGCUCUUGUCGAAGAAACAUAGACCGAGAAAUAUCACCAGAACGAUCUGAAAGCAGAGAAGAUUUUGAUUUGAACGUUUCACAAAUCUCCCUAGAACGUGAAGCUGAUGGUACUGAUACUGUCAUGGCAGACGUUGUACAGAACAGUGAGAGCUCUUGUGCCGAGCAGUCCUCUGUUCAAGUGGAUGUGGAAAAGCAGUGUAAGCCUCAGGAGUUGCAAGUAACCGCGGAUCUCCUUCCUGAACGGAGGCAGAGUACAAGGACCCGACCCUUGACUACAAAGGCACUGGAAGCUUUUGCUUUUGGGUACCUUGGUAACUCGAAUAAGGAGAGAAAGGCUUCAGAGGAGUCGAGAACAAAGUCUAAUAAGAAGAGAAAGGCUUCAGAGGAGUCAAGAACAAAGUCUACAAAGCGCAUCCAUCGUCACUUACCUGUGUCCUCCAAGUUCAGAAACGGAACUGUAGAGGAUGGUUCAAACACUGACGAGACUGAAUAGACUAGCUUCGAUCUGAAAUUGACAUUUCUGCAAAUACUGACCAAGCGCAAAAAUUGGGAGGACUUUAGCAGCUAGAGUCAAUAUAGCAACAUAGUUAUAGUAAAUGUUUUGCCUUUUGUUUCUGUUACCCUCAUCUCAUCGUAGCACUGUCAAGGUUGAAAGGAGCUAUGGAAAGUUGUGAUGUUAUUUUGCU